Molecule: messenger RNA, 1228 nt
Organism: Apis laboriosa (Himalayan honeybee)
Lineage: Eukaryota; Metazoa; Arthropoda; Insecta; Hymenoptera; Apidae
Product: odorant receptor 13a-like
Exons: 7
Coding region: 1-1176 (391 amino acids)
Biological process (GO): sensory perception of smell; detection of chemical stimulus involved in sensory perception of smell
Cellular component (GO): plasma membrane
Molecular function (GO): odorant binding; olfactory receptor activity
Source: RefSeq, a predicted model, not a curated record
AUGAGUGAGUUCCGUAACGAGGAAUACGAUCAAUUGAUUAAACCAAUAAUGAUAACUGGAAAAAUCAUUUCUAUAUGGCCGUUGGCAGAGAAUAGCAGUUGGAUAGAGAUUACGUUUAGAAGAUUUCACUUGUUCUGCAUGUUUUUCCUAGUGAUCGCGAUGUCUAUCGCGGUAACAGCCGACGUGAUUCACAAUAUAGAUGAUCUGGACGAAGCGACCGAAUGCGCGUUAAUUUGCACAGCUUUUUACCUUUGCGUGGUUCGCUUGCUCGUGUAUUCGUUCCAUCAGAAGGACAUGCUCUACGUGGUGAACACGAUGAAACAGGAUUGGAUCUCAUCUUCGGACCAGGAUCGGCUCAUUUUCGCCGAGAAAACGAUGUUCGCUUUCCGCCUCGCGAAAUAUUUUAUCACCACCGUCGCAAUAACAAUCGUGAUGUUCAUGUCCGUUCCAGUUUUGGAGAUUUACGUGAUCGGUAAUAGCGAGAAAGUGCUCCCAUUUCGAGGAUAUUUCUUCAUCAAUCAAACCGUGUCACCGGUUUUCGAAUUUCUCUAUCUGUUCAACGUAACAGCGGGCGGAUUUGGCGGAAGCAUGAUCGCAGGCGCAACCAGUUUCAAUUUAGUGGUGAUAAUACACGGCUCGGGCAAAUUUGCCGUCCUCAGGAGAAGGAUGGAGGCUUUGAGCGGAGCCGAACCUAACUCCACCUCGAUCAUGGGGGACAACGUGAUUCGUCACCAGCAAGCGAUCAAAGAUCAAUCUGUUCACAGGUUCGCGGACACUUUGGAAAGGAUCAUAAACGUGCUCGCUUUGGGACAAUUCGUCAUAAGCACGGGAUUGAUUUGCUUCGCCGGAUUUCAGAUCACCUCGAUGAUGGAGAACAAGGGUCGGCUGAUGAAAUAUUCCACCUUUCUCAACUCCGCCAUUCUCGAGCUGUUCAUGUUCAGCUUCAGCGGGAACGGGUUGAUCGACGAGAGCGAGGGGAUAGGCGAGUCGGCAUACAACAGCGGAUGGAUCGGCAGCCGUUUCCGUAAAAGCGUCCAGAUCAUGAUGAUGCGUUCCAAGAUUCCCAGCAAGAUAACAGCGGCGAAAUUCUACAGCAUGUCCUUGGAGAGUUUCUCAGCGGUUCUAAGCACGUCGUUCUCGUACUUCACGGUGCUCACAGCCACCAAAAAUGACUAGGAGCACGAACGGUUCUACACGUUUUAUACGAUUCGGAUAGACGGCGUCUCUC